Calliphora vicina (urban bluebottle blowfly) is the source of this 3030-nucleotide messenger RNA. It is a transcript of the gene emp, whose product is annotated as epithelial membrane protein. The transcript has 8 exons. Gene Ontology annotation, cellular component: membrane; cytoplasm. Bases 474 to 2033 code for a protein of 519 amino acids. NCBI's taxonomy places the organism in Eukaryota, Metazoa, Arthropoda, Insecta, Diptera, Calliphoridae. The record is from RefSeq and is a predicted model, not a curated record. Gene Ontology annotation, molecular function: scavenger receptor activity.
UAUUUGUAAAGCAAACAACGACGAUACUUGGCUCUAAAAUAAAUUUCUUGUCUUCAGUUUUUCAUAGUCGUUGCUAGCGUGAAUAACUGCAAUUUGAAAAUUUUGUAGACGAAAAAACACACAAGAAAAUUCACAAAAAAAAUUCAAAAAAACAAAAACAAAAGUGCGCUUAAAACGAAACUACAAAAAGAAAAACAAAAAAUAGACUUAAGAGAGUGAAAUUACGGGUUUUGUUUCUAUUGCAAGAAAAUUUUUAAAACAAAUUAUUAUUGUUGUUUGUUGCUUUAACGAAAAAGCUGUGAAAAAAAAUCAAAGAAAAAUACACCUCAAAAAAAAAAUACAUAAAAAUAAAUUUAACGGAAAAAUUAAGCAACAUUCAUAAUUUAAUAAAUUGAGAAUAAUAAAAUUAUUGGAAAUAAAUUAAACUAAUUUUCCAACAACUAAAACGUAGCUUGUAACUGUAUGAAAUUACUAUGAAUGGCCAAAAGCACAAACUUUGUACAAAAUUAUCCAGUACAUAUCUGAGAAAAUGGUGGUUCACAAUAGGAGUUUCCGUGUGUCUGCUGAUCUUGGGCAUACUGGUGGCCUGUCAGUUUUAUGCUUUAAUUAAUGUGAUCAUAAAUUCUCAAGUGGCUUUAAAGCCGGGUGGACAAACGUAUGGCUGGUGGUCGAAGCCGCCAGUAGAACCAAAAAUUUCCGUUUAUGUCUACAAUGUCACAAAUGCCAAUGAAUUCUUAAGUAAUGGCUCUAAGCCCAUUGUGGAUGAAGUGGGUCCCUAUGUUUAUACAGAAUCUUGGGAAAAAGUCAAUAUUGUACAAAAUGAAAAUGGCACCUUGAGUUAUAAUCUCAAGAAAAUUUAUGUCUUCCGUGAAGAAUUAUCCGCCGGUUCCGAUGAUGAUGUGGUUAUUGUGCCCAACAUACCCAUGUUGAGUGCCACCUCCCAAAGUAAACAUGCAGCCAGAUUUUUACGUUUGGCCAUGGCUAGUAUUAUGGAUAUUUUGAAAAUUAAACCUUUCGUCCAGGUGUCGGUGGGCCAACUUUUGUGGGGCUAUGAAGAUCCUCUUUUGAAAUUGGCCAAAGAUGUUGUACCCAAAGAACAGAAACUGCCUUAUGAAGAGUUUGGCUUGAUGUAUGGCAAAAAUGGUACAUCAACGGAUCGCGUUACUGUCUUCAGUGGCGUGGAUGAUGUCACCAAAUUUGGUAUUAUCGACAAGUACAAUGGCCGUUCACAUCUACCUCACUGGCUGUCUGAUGAAUGUAAUGUCUUAAAUGGCACUGACGGCUCCAUCUUUCCACCUCACAUCAAAGAAGACCGCAUUUUGCAUAUUUACGACAAAGACUUGUGUCGUCUUUUGCCGCUAGUCUAUGAGAAAACCGUUGAUACCAAGGGCGGUGUUAAGGGCUUCCGUUUUACCCCACCCACUAAUGUGUUCGCCGAUGUCGAAUCGAAUCCCGACAACAUGUGCUUCUGUCCAGCCGGUCAGCCAUCUUGUGCGCCAAAUGGUUUAUUCAAUGUUUCCUUGUGUCAAUAUGAUUCUCCCAUUAUGCUAAGUUUCCCUCAUUUCUAUUUGGCUGAUGACAGUUUGCGCACUGCUGUCGAUGGCAUUUCUCCACCUGAAAAGGAGAAACAUCAGUUGUUUAUUGAUGUACAACCUGACAUGGGCACCACACUGAGAGCACGUGCUCGCGUUCAAAUUAACUUGGCCGUCAGUCAAGUGUUCGAUAUUAAGCAAGUGGCCAAUUUCCCCGACAUAAUUUUCCCCAUAUUGUGGUUUGAAGAGGGUAUUGACAGUCUGCCCGACGAAAUAACCGACCUAAUGAACUUUGCCGCUACAGUACCUCCCAAAAUACGUGUUAUUUUGAUAAUUGUAUUCUUUGCUCUCGGCGCUUUGCUCCUUCUAAUAUCGGUAUUUUGUUUAAUACGCAACUCCCACAGACAAAGUACUUUGCAUUUAGAGGGCUCCAAUUAUUUGGCCACCGCACAAAUCGACAUGCAGAAAAAGAAGGCGAAGGAACAAAAACAAAAAUAUUAGAAAAAUUCCCCCAAAAAUCAUUAAACAUUCCCUUCAUUUACUCUCCACCUAUCACCUAUUCACUCUCUAUAUGUAUUUAUCGAUCUGUCAGUCUAUGUAAGCAAUAAGUUAGGUCUUCCUUCCUUCCUUCCUUCAUUUAUUAAACACAAGCAAACAAUGUACUUAUUAUUAUUAUUAUUACGGCUUCUGUAUAAAUUGUGAAAAAAGAAAAAGAAAUUGAAAAAAAUGGUCAUUCGAAUUACUAUUUUAGGGUUAUGGAACGUUUCUUAGAUCGGAAAUUUAAAACAAGACUCUAUUACAAAUAUUUUUAAAUUUAAAACGUUGGUGGCAUAUGUUUUUUUUUUAUAUAUACUUAUAGUUUGUUAAGCUUUCUUUUGUAAAAAGAAAUAAAGAUAUAUAAUAAAUAAUUUAAUACUUUCAAAAGCCUCAAGCAUUCCCUGUUUCCCUGCAUCUAAUUAUACCCACUGUACUUACUAUGUAAUAUCAUAAUCAUCAUCAUGUGUAAUUGUCAAAAAGCAAGAAUGAAAGAAAUUUAAAUAAUUUUCUAUAGAAUGUUCUUUUUUUUCUUAACAAAACAGUUCUCUGUGAUCCGUAAACGAGCACAAACAAAUGACAUUUUUAAGAUCAAACUAUUAUUUUUUUAAUUAACGAUUAUACCAAGUAAUGGCAUCACAAAUUUAUUGUAUAAAAAACCCCCACAAACAUUCAUUUAUGAAUAUUUUUUUUUUUUUUAUAAAUUUCUUUAAACUGUUGAUUAUUAAUUAUUAUAUAUUUUUUUUAGUUAAUAAGUAAAACUAGCGUAAAUAUAUAUUUUUUUGUUUGUUUUGGGCUUAAUAGUUUAUUUACACAAAAAAUAAAUUCAAUACAUUAUUUUUAUUUUAAUUUAAGGUUUAAGGUCAGAAGAGUCACAAUAAAUAUAUGUAUGUAAAAAAAUAACACAAAUUUUUUUAUAAAAAUAAAAAAUAAAGUCGAAACAUCAUUAAAGAAACUGAACAAA